Messenger RNA from Electrophorus electricus (electric eel), 2646 nucleotides. The record is from RefSeq and is a predicted model, not a curated record. NCBI's taxonomy places the organism in Eukaryota, Metazoa, Chordata, Actinopteri, Gymnotiformes, Gymnotidae.
CUGUGGCUCUCAAAGAUGGAACAGCUCAAAAAAGAAAGGUGACGAGCAAUGCGAACAAAACAAUGUCUGCUGAAACAGAUAAGAAGCACGUCCACAGCAAUGUGACAACAGAUCUGAGAGAGUCCGUAAAGAAAAAGGUGGACAGUGAGGAAACGUUAACGACCACUCAGACGAAAACGCACGUCAACAGGACCAAGAAAUUGAUCAGCAUCGGGAUGGUUGAGGCUCAUAACAUAACCGCAACUGGAUUUGUCAUAACAUGGGAAGCCCCUCAGGGAUUGUUCAAGACAUUCACAGUGACAAUAAAGGAAGUUCUAUCAGGAAAUAAGGAUGAAGAUAGCGCAAAGGAACCUGAUGAUGAUGAACCUACUGCUGGAACUGAGGCUGAGUUACACAGUUCAAACAGAACCUUAGAACCCCUCAGAACCCCCGAUAGAAGGAGUUCGAAGAAGUCAACCCAGGUGCUUGCAGGCUCUGCUCGCUCCUAUCAGUUCAGGAAUCUUCUAGCUCAGACGCGGUACUCAGUCUCUGUGGUCAGCUCUGGACGAGGCUUAAGAUCCAAAAUUCACCGUCUCUUUGUGUCCACAGGUCCUGAGCCACCCACAGAACUUCUGUUCAGCAAUAUUACAGAAACAUCCUUCUCUGUGUCAUGGACCAAGCCUAAAAGCAAAGUAACAGAGUUCAAGGUCACAUACACCAACUCUGCAAAUGGGGAGACUGGAUCCAUGUCUGUUGAUUCACAGCUGUCCCACGUUCUCAUUUCCAAGCUCUCGGCUGGCUCCUCCUAUGAAGUUAGCGUGAGGUCCAUUCUGGAAACAACCGAGAGUGAGCCGACUACUGCCUCUGUUACUACAGUACCCAACUCCCCCAGUUAUCUCCAUGCAGUGAAUGUUACAGACACCAAAGCACUACUGUUAUGGAAGCCUGCUCAAGCUAAAGUUGACCAUUACAUCCUCACUUAUGGGUCUGCAAAAUCUCCUAAUGUGACAGUGACAGUGAUGCUCUCUGGCAGUUCAGUGGAGCACCAACUCAAAGGCCUGCACAGAUCUACUCUCUACACAGUGAAAAUCAGAAGCCAAAUCAACAGCCUCCAGAGUAGCUCUGUCUCCACAACCUUCACAACAGCAAGUGUGACACCCAGUGAAGUCACUUUCAAUUCAGCUGUGAUUUCAUGGAAGGCCUCUCGUCUGGUUUUCAGAAGCUACAGGCUUACAUACCAGCUAGGAGAGGAGAUUAAGGAAGUGAUCCUGAAUCCAACUGUGACACGAUAUCAGCUGACCGGUCUGAUGCCAUUCACUAACUACACCAUAAAAGUAGAUGGAGAGCGUGAAGGGCAGUAUAUCAGCAUUCUCUCCAGUGCAUUCACCACUGCCCAGCUGCCUUACCCGUACCCAACAGACUGCUCCCAGGUGCAGCUGAAUGGGGUGAAGGAAUCUGGGGAGGCCGAGGUCUAUCCCGAGGGGACCGACGGCGAGCCAGUGUGGGUCUACUGUGACAUGGAGACUGACGGAGGAGGCUGGACAGUAUUCCAGAGAAGAAUGGAUGGAUCUACAGAUUUCUUUAGAGGCUGGAAAGAUUACAGCAAGGGAUUUGGACACCUGAGUACAGAAUUUUGGCUCGGAAAUGACCUCCUUCACGCCCUAACGAGCCUGACUCCAAUGAGCUUGCGCAUUGACCUGCGUUCAGGAAACGACACUGUCUAUGCUCACUACUCCAGCUUCACUGUGGGAUCUGAGGAAAAUCAUUAUGCCAUUGAACUAUUCGGAUACACUGGCACUGCUGGGGACUCCAUGAGGUACCACAAUGGUCGUCCAUUCUCCACCAAGGACAAGGAUCCCAGGCCCCUCAGUAUCCACUGUGCCAAGGCCUAUAUGGGAGGCUGGUGGUACAAGAACUGCUACAAAGCCAAUCUCAAUGGCCUUUAUGCCACGUUCUCUGAGAACCAGGGGGUCGUGUGGAUCGACUGGAAGGGAAAGGACACCUCCCUGCCGUUCACUGAGAUGAAAGUGCGGCCUGUCUCUCUGAGACCCACUGUGAUGAAAAGCCAGCGCUAGACCAGCCUGUCUGUCCACGGAGUGCUCCUUCUUAAUCUACUGUACAACAGCCCACGCACAGCCUGCACUGUACAUACCUCACCCACAUAUAUCAAUAUUUGACUGUUUAAGGCAAGCAAUCUGUCCCUCCCUAUUUUAUACCAGUUGUACAGGGCUAAAUUUGUUUAAAAUAUACAACAGCAAUAAAUAACAAACAUCAUUCUUAUAUUCAAUAUUCAUAUUACCUUUUUUGUCCCAACCAGUUAUGUAUUCUAGAUAUACUGUGUACCACUUGUUAAGUCAUAACAUCUAUAAAAAUGUUAUGUAUUUGCUUAUAAAGGGGCAUUCUCGCUCAAAAGGUUUUUUUAAAAAAAACAAACAAACUGUUUUUAUAUAACUACGGCAAAGACUCCAUGCUAGCUAAACAUUACACAGGGCUCACUGCCCAGAUGUUCCUGAAUCUAAGCGCUACUGAAAUGAAUGCACUGUUACAUUCUGUGGGAUGUGAAGGUUUCAGACCAAAGGCCUCGAAGACCCUGUUCUGUUCUCUGUUCUCUGUUCUUGGGUUGAUCAUAACAGUGCCCCAUUCAGAGUUGCUCUAUGAAUGUGUUGU